GUAGUGAGAGGAAGAUGAUGUAGCCACAUCAUGGGGGCACGUGAAUAAAGUGGAAGACGAGGAAGUCUUCUUUUGGGAACAGGCUUACAGGAGAUCGGACAUAGUUUCUUCCGCUCUGAGAUACAGGUGGAGACACCACAUUAAUUUUUGGCGACGAGCCUGGUGAGAACCUAAUACUAUUUCCCUUGACCUCGAUCGUACCAUGUCUGGUUUACCUCCACCGCCUUUCUUUCUGUCCACGCCUGGGAGGCCAGCAAUGCCAUGGCAGUCAUGGCGGAAGACGUUCGAAAACUACGUGCUCGCCGCUGGUUUUGAGUCCACAGCAGUAGCCCGCAAGGCGGCAAUCCUGUAUCAUUGCCUAGGCACUGAAGGUCAACGACUUUUCGACCUACUACCUUCGCCUUCAGCAGAUUCAGAAGCUCCUGAUUCUUCACAAACUGAUGCGUACAAUAGCGCUCUGCAGAAGUUGGAUUUGCACUACGCAGUUGCAGCUAACCCUAUCGCCGAACGUCAUCGUUUCCGCCAGCGUAGCCAGCACUACGGCGAAUCUCUUGAUGAUUUCGUCAUUGGACUUCGGAAACUUGCAAAUACCUGCGAUUUCGGAUCGACUUCGGAUCUUAUGAUUCGUGACCAAAUCGUUGAGUCUACAAACAUUCCGCACUUACGUGAUCGUCUACUUCUGGAAGGACCGUCGCUUACUUUGGCGAGAACAGUACAGAUUGCACGCCAGCUAGAACAAGUUCACCGAGACGUAAGAGAGUUCGCGAAUACUACUGAAAAUACAGUUCAACGACUUUUCAAGAAAAGCACGAAGAAAUCUGUCAGCAACCGACAGAAGACUGGACCGUUGAAGCCACGGCACACUCAAGCGGGAUCUCACUGCUAUCGUUGCGGGUCUUCCUUUCACCUCGCUAAUUCGCCAUCGUGUAAAGCACGAAACCAGAAAUGUUUCUCCUGCGGCAAGGUAGGACAUUUUGCUCCUGUAUGCCGAUCUACAAAACCUCUACAACAAUUGACGUCAUCGCAGUCGCCUGGAGAGGCAGAAAUCUUCGACACAAACCCAACGGUGCUACAACUUCACACCCGGGAAGAGAGGAAAACUGGAAUAUACGUUACGCUGAACGUUGAAGACAGACGCAUGCAGUUUUUGAUCGACACAGGUUCUUCAGUGUCAGUUAUGUGCCAUGACACGUACGACUCCAUGUUUGCGUCGCAGCAUCCGUUACAGCCGGCAACUGUUCGCCUACUGGACUUCUCGAAACGCCAUAUUCCAGUACUGGGAUGCUUUCCAGCGCAAGUAGCUUACAAAGAUAAGGCGACGUGCCUCGUAUUUUACGUUGUGCAGGAUGGCACUUCACUUUUGGGUCUGGAUGCACUUACGUCCUUAGGAAUAAACAUCGACGGCAUGCAACUCUCAUGUUUCAACACAGCUACAACUUCAACACCUUUGCCAGCGGAGCUCACAGAAGAAUUCUUCCAACUUUUCGACGGCAGACCUGGUUUAGCAAGAAACUACGUGCACAGAGUCACAGUGCGUCACAAUGUUGCGCCGGUGACGUCGAAGCUCCGACGUCUACCCCAAACUGUACGCGAGAAAGUGUCUGAGGAACUUCGACGAUUAGAAGCGGAUGAUAUUAUUGAAAGGAUAACAGCAUCUGAAUGGGUGUCUCCGAUCGUUGUUGUCAAGAAAAAGAAUGGCAACAUCCGUCUUUGCGUCGAUCUUCGGGAGGCAAACAAGGCAGUAGUUCCAGAUUGUUUUCCUCUUCCUCACACAGAGGAACUCUUGAACGCUUUGUCUGGCGCCAAACGCUUCACGAAGCUUGAUCUAGCUUCUGCAUAUCACCAAGUCCUACUCCACCCAGAGAGCCGCGACUUGACUGCUUUCAUAACACACGAAGGACUUUUCCGUUUCAAACGAGUGUGUUUUGGCCUUGCUUCCGCACCGUCCGCUUUUCAGCACAUGAUGUCCCUGGUAUUACAAGGUUGCAAAGGAGUACUAUUUUACAUUGAUGAUAUCAUCAUUUACGGCCGAACGGAGGAAGAACACAUGCAGAACGUCCGCGCCGUUUUACGACGCCUUGCUUCCGAGGGACUCAAACUCAACGACAAAUGUCUGUUUAAUGUCAGUGAAUUACCUUUUUUGGGUCACACAGUCACUUCUUCGGGAUUACUACCGCAACAGACAGCAGUUACCGCCAUUGAAAAGGCACCACCUCCCAAGGACCUGAAGUCGCUUCGCUCAUUCCUCGGGUUGGCUGGGUAUUAUUCAAAGUUCAUACCCCAUUAUGCCGAAGUGGUAGAGCCGAUGCGUGACCUGCUACGCCGAAAGCAGCCUUUUGCUUGGACUGCUGCUGCUGACCAAGGCUUCAAGCAAGUGAAGAAGCUUUUGGUGACCUGCCCGAAUCUCACCAUGUUCAAUCCUACCCUUCCAGUGACCGUUACAACUGAUGCCUCCUCGUACGGGUUGGGUGCAGUUCUUCAGCAGCACGAUGGCUCACAGCUCCGAACCGUUGCAUUUGGUUCACGUACACUAUCGGAACAAGAACGAAAAUACUCCGUGGGUGAACGCGAAGCCCUGGCAUGCCUUUGGGCAUGUGAAUACUGGCAUAUAUACCUGUGGGGUCGACCAUUUACAUUAUGCACCGACCAUAAGGCCUUGGUUACACUUCUUGGUUCGCAAGGUUCAGGGCAUCGUCCUCUGCGCAUUUCGAGGUGGUCUGCACGUUUGUUCUACUACAACUUCACCGUACAAUACAAGAAAGGCGCCGAGAAUUGUGUCGCCGAUGCUCUUUCAAGACUUCCCUUGCCAGCGCAAGAUACUUCGGAGGAAGAAGUAAUUUGCAUAGUGUCUGCAGUAACGAAGCAAGAGAUACAAAGCGCCACACGCAGCGAUCCCAUAUUGCAAGAGGUAAUGCAGCACGUGAAGAAUGACUCGUGGCCAUCUUCAGGAUCACGCUCCGAAGACAUUCUUCCGUUUUAUCGAUGUCGUGCAGAACUUUCAGUCAUGAACGAACUUUUGUUACGAGGUGAUCGUGUGAUUGUGCCCAUGGCGUUGACAAGCCGUUUCCUGGAGCUCGCUCAUGAGACUCAUCCUGGGAUUGUCCGCACAAAACAAAGACUCCGAGAGCAGUACUGGUGGCCUGGCAUGGAUAAACGAGUGGAACAACUCGUCGGCUCUUGCAACGUUUGUCAGUCUGCUGACAAAUCAGCGAAAACAACUGUGCCACCACUGCACCCAGUCCCGUUCCCAACUGCGCCGUGGUCAAAACUUGCUAUCGACAUUGUUGGACCUUUCGACCAUUUACCAGCUCAUUGCAAGUACGCCAUCACACUGGUAGAUUACCACAGCAAAUGGCCUGAGAUUGCUUUCGCUUCAUCAGUUACAACAUCUGCGAUUACUAACUUUCUUAAACACGUAUUCAGCAGAGAAGGCUUUCCGGACGAAAUCGUUACUGACAAUGGUCCUCAAUUUGUUGCAACAGAAUUCAAGGAUUUUCUCCACCAGCGUGGCAUUCGGCAUUCCAACGUAUCACUGUACUACCCUCAAGCAAACGGGUUGGUCGAAAGAUUUAAUGGUGUCUUGAAGAACAUCAUUCAACUAUCCGCAUUGGAGAGCAAGCCUAUUUCUCCUGCGGUUCUGGAGUACCUCACAGUAUACAGAGCAACACCGCAUGCUACCACGGGGGUACCACCAGCAGUUCUACUUCAUGGAAGAAAUUUGCGAACACGCCUACACAUCGCGGGUUAUAACCAAACUCAUCUCUACAGCUCAACACCGCAGAGUGCGGUACUUGAAGAACGCGUCAAGGUGAGGCAGUCCAAACAGAAAGUGUACACAGACAAUCGUCGUGGGUCCCAUGCAAGAAAUUACGCUGUAGGUGACUAUGUGCGUGUCCGUAAUCCGCGUCGGCAACGGAAAGGUACUUUCCGAUUCAGCCCUCCUCUGAAAAUCAUCGCUACACGAGGCCCUUUGUCCUUUCUUUUGGAGGACGGGAAGGUUUGGCAUUCAUCUAAAUUUGCACCUGUGGCAGCAUCCAGCGUCAGCAAUCGCACAUGGAACCCUUGGUUUUCCGUGGAAUUUCCAGCAGAGCCCCAGCCUCGUCCCUUGGACUUUACAUCUGCACCAGUGACUUCACCAUUGCCUGCACUUCGACGCAGUACAAGGAAUCGACGACCACCGGUUCGCUACGAGGCUACAUGAAAGAACUAGAAUUUUGUGUGGGAUUUUUAUUGGGUUUAUUUGGGUUUAUUUCCGUUACGGAACAGUUUGUCUACAAGGGGGAAGAUGUGGUGUAGUGAGAGGAAGAUGAUGUAGCCACAUCAUGGGGGCACGUGAAUAAAGUGGAAGACGAGGAAGUCUUCUUUUGGGAACAGGC
This is a messenger RNA of Ornithodoros turicata, 4376 nucleotides long. RefSeq lists its product as uncharacterized. Gene Ontology annotation, molecular function: zinc ion binding; nucleic acid binding; aspartic-type endopeptidase activity. The coding region runs from base 203 to 4201 and encodes 1332 amino acids. Lineage: Eukaryota; Metazoa; Arthropoda; Arachnida; Ixodida; Argasidae. Gene Ontology annotation, biological process: DNA integration; proteolysis. The transcript has a single exon. The record is from RefSeq and is a predicted model, not a curated record.